Messenger RNA from Diaporthe amygdali, 1077 nucleotides. RefSeq lists its product as uncharacterized. The transcript is spliced from 2 exons. Bases 1 to 1077 code for a protein of 358 amino acids. Lineage: Eukaryota; Fungi; Ascomycota; Sordariomycetes; Diaporthales; Diaporthaceae. The record is from RefSeq and is a predicted model, not a curated record. Gene Ontology annotation, cellular component: mitochondrial inner membrane.
AUGUCGUUCACAAUAACAUUACGCCAGGGCCCAGCCCGCCUGGCGACCCGCCUCCCCCAGCUGUCACAAACGGUGGCAAAGACCUCCUCUCCCAGCUCCUCCAUGGCCGCCCGCGCCUUCCAUCGCUCCAGCAGGCAACAAAAUGCCUUCUUCACAAGCAAGAGCGGCCUGCUGACAUCCUCGCUCGCGCGGUCCACACCCAAGGCCUCCCUCACGGCCCGCCUCAUCGCCGCCGGCAGCAAGCGCGGCUACCAGACCCAGGCGCCCCCAGCAGCAGACAAUGCCUCGACCAUGCGGAAACUACUCGUCGGCGGUGCCAUCUUUGGCGGCACUCUCGUCGCCAUCAACGCCGUGUUCAACCGGGAGACGCGCGAGGACGGCGGCAUGCCUCCAUUCGAGCGGUCCUACCUCAACAACACCUUCCUGCACACCGGGCUGGGCGUCGGCAUCAUCGGACUUACGGCGCGGCAGAUGGUGCAGAGCGGCUUCGUCUACAGGAUAAUGGUGACGAACCCCUGGGUCGUUGCGAUUGGCGGCAUGGCGUUGAGCUUCGGUACCAUGAUUGGAACUCGGGCCAUUGAGCCUGACAACUAUAUUCCCAAGUACGCUCUCUGGACCGCCUUCAACGCAACUCAAGCCGCGUUCGUCGCUCCCCUCCUCGCCUUCGCGCCCGGCGCCCUCAUCGCCCGCGCCGGCCUGUACACCGUGGCCAUGAUGGGCUCCAUCUCCUUCGUCGGCGCAACCGCCAAGCAGGAGAAGUACCUCUACAUCGGCGGUCCCCUCCUGGCUGGCGCCGGCCUCGUCCUCGCCUCAGGCCUCGCGCCCCUCAUCAUCCCCGCGACCGCUGUCCGAACUCUGGCUUUUACCGAGAACAUCUGGCUGUACGGAGGACUGGCAGUGUUUGGCGGCUUCACUCUCUACGAUGUUCAGAAGGUGCUCCACCACGCAAGGCUUGCCGAGCGGGGCAUAAUCAAGCGAGACCCUGUCAACGAGAGUAUCUCGCUAGAGCUGGACUUCCUCAACAUUUUCAUUCGGAUGGUUCAGAUCCUGAUGAUGCAGCAGAACCGGAGGAAGUAA